This is a messenger RNA of Gadus macrocephalus (Pacific cod), 4134 nucleotides long. It is a transcript of the gene zftraf1, whose product is annotated as zinc finger TRAF-type containing 1. Gene Ontology annotation, molecular function: zinc ion binding. Gene Ontology annotation, cellular component: nucleus. The coding region runs from base 993 to 2171 and encodes 392 amino acids. Lineage: Eukaryota; Metazoa; Chordata; Actinopteri; Gadiformes; Gadidae. The record is from RefSeq and is a predicted model, not a curated record. The transcript is spliced from 6 exons.
ACGGGCGAGCAUCGCGUGUUAACAACGGGUAAGUCUCAGAAGUCCUCUUGUUCUGGCAAUAAUAAUAGUAGGUAACGCCCAUAUUCUCUUCAUUUUGUCGCAUAUGUUUUUCUGGUAACCUUUCAAGUCCUGCCACCACCUGCAGGUGUUCACUACGCAUGCGCCCUAUAUAAGUAUUUAAAUAACCCAAGUCAUCUGAUACAACAAAACAUUCUACUGUCAGCCAAUCCACGACUGCAUCGAAAGCUGGCACUGGAGGAGCCCCUGUUUUUGGCCAAAUAUUGCCACUUUGUGAUACUGGGAGCCGAAUUCGCCUAGUUCCUGACCGCAUCUAAUUACGCCAUUGAUUGAGAGUCGUAGAGGUUAAGAAGACUGAAGUCGACCAGACGGACAGGAAAAAAAUAAAACAAAGAUGGCUGUGUAGCCAAAGAGACGAGACCCAACCGAGUGUCCGUCCGCAGCCCCACAACACCGACACGUCUAGGGUCCAUUGGACGGUCCGUCGGCACCAGAGCACCGAGGCAGCCUAGCGGGCGAACUGGGCCGCGGUCCCACGGCGGUCCCGUGCGCUGUCAGGGCGAAUAACGGCGUCGAAAACACCUCCGAGUGACGCCUGAGUUGUUUUGUUCUGCCCGGGCCAGGGGAAGGACUGCUGUGUUUUUGUCAACGAGCUAGCCCAUAGUCUGCUAGCACUACUGUAAGUCUUCCUAAUAGUUAUCUAAUACUUGAGCGUAAUGUGACACUUUAAGACAAGCUUGCGAGUUUUUUUUUUCUACAGACGGCCGGGGUGUUGAUGCAUUUGCGUGUACUGUGAUUAUUGCAACAUCGCCCGCAUUCCUCACUGACAGCCUUGUGCUGUAGCUAGCCUAGCCCAUCGAUGUCAGCUGACCGUUAGCCGCACAGAAUACACGCUAUCAUCUGGGCUAACCUGCUAAUAUUUCGCCCUGAAUUGGGUCGCGGCAGGACUUCCACAUAUCUUGACAAUCAACACCAUGUCUUCACUGGAAGAGCGAGACAUGGGAGUCGCGGCCCCGGGCUCCUCCACGUCUGGAUUGGGGGUCGUGGCCGUGGGGGCAGCAUUGGAGGCUGUCGCGGGGGUUGCAGCAAUGCAGGAGGAGGUCGCGAUUCGACGAGACGGGCCCGAAACUGACCCCGACGAGCCACCCAAGAAAAGGGUGAGACUGCCCGAGGGAGAGGCAGGGAAGCUGGAGGAGAGAUUGUACUCUGUUUUGUGCUGCACCGUUUGCCUUGACUUGCCCAAGGCAUCUGUUUACCAGUGCACCAACGGGCACCUGAUGUGUGCUGGCUGUUUCAUUCACCUCCUGGCCGACUCUCGCCUUAAGGAGGAACAAGCCACAUGUCCCAACUGCAGGUGUGAGAUCAGUAAGAACCUGUGCUGCAGGAACCUCGCGGUGGAGAAGGCUGUGAGCGAGCUGCCCGCAGACUGCCCCUUCUGCCUCAAACAGUUCCCCCGCUCCACCCUGGAGAGACACCAGAAGGAGGAGUGUCAAGACAGGUGUGUGUGCCACACGGGUGUGAACUGCCUCACCUGCACACGCCCUUACCUGGUGACACUGUGCAAGUACAAGCGCAUCGGCUGCCCGUGGCAGGGCCCCUUCCACGAGCUCCCCGCCCACGAGGGCGAAUGCUCCCACCCCAACAAGACGGGCGCCGAGCUGAUGGGGGUCCUGGGGGAGAUGGACCAGAGCCACCGCAGAGACAUGCAGCUCUACAACAGCAUCUUCGGCCUGCUCUGCUACGAGAAGAUAGGCUUCACAGAGGUGCAGUUCAGGCCGUACCGGACGGACGACUUCAUCACGCGGCUGUACUACGAGACGCCGCGCUUCACCGUGCUCAACCAGACCUGGGUGCUGAAGGCGCGCGUCAACGACUCGGAGCGCAACCCCAACCUGUCCUGCAAGCGCACGCUGUCCUUCCAGCUGCUCCUCAAGAGCAAGGUGAACUCGCCGCUGGAGUGCUCCUUCCUGCUGCUGAAGGGGCCGUACGACGACGUGCGCAUCAAGCCCGUCAUCCACCACCACGCCUUCAGCAACGACACCAACGAGACCGAGUACGUCCUGCUGCCCAUCUCCGACUCGGUGGAGUGCAACAAGCUGCUGGCCGCCAAGAACAUCAACCUGCGCCUCUUCAUCUUCCAGAUCCAAAAAUAAUUCGGAGCACGAGGAGGAGGGGGGGGGGGGCCUGAUUUUGAUGGUGAGGCGGGAAGGGAGGGAGGGAGGGUUGGAGGUGUUGGACGGGAGCGGGGAUGAGAAGGGGUAGGUGGAGGAGGGCGGUGGAGGAAAAGAAAGACACCACUGGACCACUGAUACCUCUGACCAUGCAUUCACGCACGCACACACACACACGCACACACACACGCAGAUGCAUGUAGUCCUACACGACGCAAGGUACAUUACAUUUUUAUGCACAUGCUUACAUCCAACCAAAUACAGACACAUACAUACACAAACAAACAAUUAUUUACUUUUACCUCCUUUGACAUGAUGGUCCGACCCCCUGUUUGGGGGAAGUGUGAGGGUUGCUAUGGAGACCGGGCGGACAUGGGAUGGGGCGGGGGGGGAUGUUGACUCCAGAGACUGGGGCAUGCAGUUUGGGACAGAGGGGGUUACUGGGGAUACUGGUCUGUUAUCCAGAGCCUGGCUGAAGUGUGCCUGUGGACAUUCUCUGACUGCAGGCUGUCUUACCUUAAACCUACCCCCUCCCCCCACAGCCAAAGGUAGCACACACACACACUAACCAAAGCUGGACAUACCCACUGCAUUUGUGCAUGUGUGUGUGUCUGUUUAGAGAGAGCAUGAUUGAGGAAACAGACAGGGUUUGAAGUUAAGAUGAAGUGAAGCCCGAGCUGCGUGGUGGGCUUGUACAUUACUCCCCAUCACGAUGUCGCCUCCAUUUCUGGAAGCAGAGGAGCAUUUGAAUGUUAGUUCUUAUGUUGGUAGACAUACAUUAGCCUAGUUUAAGUUGUAUUUACAGUACUAAAACUCUUGAGUCCUCUCAAUAUGGAAAAGUAUGGCAAACAAAAUAAUCCAGUGAUGCAUUCUAAUGUACAAGCCCCAUUGUUCUGAAGACAUGAAUGUGAAGCGGGAAAAAACUCUUGAACUCUUAUCUACACUGAGCAGUGUGUGUGUGUGUGUGUGUGUGUGUGUGUGUGUGUGUGUGUGUGUGUGUGUGUGUGUGUGUGUGUGUGUGUGCCUGCGGCUGUGCAUCUUUGUGUGCCCUGUAAGCAUUGUGCCCAUCUGUAGCCAUACAAUUCCAUUUUGUUUUGGCAAUAGCAGCCAUUUUGUAUGAACUAAGAUGGUGGCCCUUUCGUCCACUACCCUACCAUGACCUUUCAACAGCAGGAUAGCAGGCCCUCUGGCUGCAUUGGGGUAGUUCCUCCUUUACCUUUUUCCUUACAGUUGUGUUAGUUCUAUUUUAUCAUAAUAUGCUAACUUAAGUCAUUUUAUUUCUCUUUAACCUUAAAUAUUUAAAGUACCUGUGAACUACGCCUUUUAGUUUUUCUUUUAGUUUUUUUGAAGCGUGCUUGUGUUCUCCUGAAUGUGCGUGUGAAUGUGAGAGAGAGUGAGCGUGUAAAAGUGUGUCUGUGCGUAUACAAAUCCUACAACUGUGAGAUUCCCAUUGGCUCCAGUCCACAUCCCACUGUACAUGAUUCCCUCUGCGAGCAGCGAGCCGUACCGGACGGACCGAGGAGUGACGAGCAGGCGUGGCGUGGCGGCCGUGGUGUUCUGGGCGCAGAACACGCAAUUCAGAUCCCCACCCCACCCAUGUUUUCUAACUGGACAUAUCGACCUCAUCUCCUCUGGAAACACAAUCACAGCCCUAAGCAGAGCAGCGGGCCGCUGGGGCCCGGUUCUGUGUGACUUGGUAGUGUAUCAGUAAGGAUUGGGAUGGGUUCAAUUAGGAAGGUGACAUGUUAAUGUUAGAAUUACUUGAAUGAAAACAAGAAGAUUUUACUAAAGUAGAUUCUACUGUAAGGCAAAUCGCUCUCUCUCUCUCUUUCCUCCUUUCCUCAUCUUUAUUUCUGUGUUCUAAUGCUUUUUCUCUAUGCCAAUGGACUCACUCAUCUCACUAUGGCUGUACAUGUGCCUUUUAUUAAAGAUCAUGGAAACUGCA